Messenger RNA from Chlamydomonas reinhardtii, 2321 nucleotides. RefSeq lists its product as uncharacterized. Bases 114 to 1763 code for a protein of 549 amino acids. NCBI's taxonomy places the organism in Eukaryota, Viridiplantae, Chlorophyta, Chlorophyceae, Chlamydomonadales, Chlamydomonadaceae. The transcript has 13 exons. The record is from RefSeq and is a predicted model, not a curated record.
GAUACGCAAUCACAGCGAGACGGCAUAAACCGCUCGGCGCCACGCCGGUUGCCUGCUGCAGCCCGCCUGGCGGCCGAGACCGGCUGUGAAGUGUGAGGGCGGAGAUCCACGAGAUGACGAGUCUGCUGCAGGCCAUUACGCCGGGCGGCCGCGGCGGGCUGACUAGCCAUGCCGCCGGGGCCGGAACGGGCAGCGGCGUGGGCGGGCUGGGGUCGGCCUCUGAGCCGGCCAGCAUGAGGACAGCCAAGAUGGCAGCCGAGGCCGAGGACUUCUCACGGCGCAUGUCCGAGUUCGAGUACGGCCUGGCCACCUUCCAGCGGGCCACCGUGGACUUCCUGGAGGGGCUGCUGCCCAUGAUGUCCGCCCCCCUGCCCCGCGUGUGGGACCAGCUGCCAGACGGAGGGCUGGCGGAGCCCGUGCGGGCGCGGCUCUCUCACGGCUACCCCUCCGAGCUGCUGGGCGCGGGCGACUGCGACGCCAACGGACUGCGGGCGGCGGCGCUGGAGCUGGAGCGGCGGCUCACGGUGGGCGUGGGGCGGCCGCUGGCGCAGUGGCGGGAGGCGCUGGCCACGGCGAGGAACAGGCUGCCCGAGGUGGAGCGCCUGCGUCGCGACCUGGACCGCGAGCAGGGCGGCCUGGACCGCACCUUCCACAAGGCGGAGCGCCGCCACCGCCUCCAGGAGGGCCUGCCCGAGGGGGGCGGCGGCGGGGGCGGCAUGAGCGGGCUGCUGUACAGGUGCACCCACCCGCGCUCCACCUCGCCGCUGCCGCCCACCCGCAGCACCGGCCCCCGGGUGGCGGCUGCUGACGCCGCCAUUGGAGGCGGCGGCGGCGGCGGCGCUACUGCCGCCGGCGAGGAGGCGCUGGCUACUGCCGGCGGCGGCGGAGGGCCGCGGCCCUUCAGGGAGGAGUUCCGGGUGGAGGACCGCAACAUGAAGACCGUGUACCGCGCCCGCCGCAAGGAGGCCGUGCUCAACAGCUUCCUGGAGCAGGAGGGUCUGCUGUGUGAGCAGUUGGGCGGGCUGUGCCGCGACGCCUCCUGGCUAAAGAGCUACAUGGUGGCGGGGCUGGUGGCAGCCAAGGAGGCCAUGCAGUCCGCCACCUACUACCUGGGUUCCACCAAGCAGCCAGUGCCCGGCCACCCGCCGCCGCAGCCGCACGGCCUGAUCGAGGGAGCGGCGGCGGCGGCCGGCGCCGCCGUCAGCGCCGUCACGGGCCGGGGCGCCGCCGCCGCGCGUGUGCCGGGCGGUCCCGUGGCGAGCAACGAAGCGCUAAUCCGCGUGAUGCCCAAGUACCUGCUGGACCGCCCCACCCGCGCCGUGGCCCUGGAGCGCCUGCGCGGGCGGCUGGGGCGCGACGGCCUGCACGCACACCGGGCUGUGGCGUCGCCGCUGGAGCUGCACGCGCGCGGCGACGUCAGCGGCCGGGAGCUCGUGCCGCCGGUGCGGCGCGGCGCGGCGGACAGGCCGCUGGGUGCCCACACCGAGUCCCUCCUGCCCCACACCGGCAGUGCAGGCGGCCGCGCCGCCGCCGCCGCCGGCGGCCCGGCGGGCGCCGCCGGGAUGGCUGAGAUGGCGGCUUCGCCCGCCGGCCCCGCCGCCGUGUCGGGUGCGGGGCUGGGCAUGGAGGAUGAGGUGGUGCCCGGGGGGGCGGGCGUGGGGGGCGUGAAGGGAGUCACAGGCGCAACCACCGGCCCAGCCACGCCGGCCAAGCUGGCGCUUGUGGGAGACACGAUCCUGCCGGUUGGCGUGGGGGCGGUGUGAGCGAGAGGCGGUUUGGAAUGGGGCGAGGCGGAGGACGGAGUGAGGAGGUCCAGGAGGAGGAGGAGGAGAAGGGGAUGAGAUAUGGGUAGGUGGAAGGUUGAUGGGAGCAUGGCCGCGGGUCGUAUGCAGCCAUGGUGGGAGUGCUUCUUGCCUUAUGCCAUGGUGGGGGUGCUUCUUGCCUUGUGCCUCGGAAUGACGGCGGGAUGACGAGGGCGAGGAACAUGAAAGUUGGUUGUGACAGCGAACUAGUGUGGCAGGUAGUGCCGAACACAUGGGAUGGGGCUGCCAGGAAGGCCGCUGAGAGGGCAUGAAGGGCGGGGAGCGUCCAGAAAGGGUGGCGCGGGCUCACGCGUGUGGCGCACCCCACCCCUGACCGGUCUGAGUCGUCUUCAGCGUCUGAGCUGUGGGGUGGAGGUGGACUGAUGAAUUGGGGCGCCAUGGAGACGGGGGGGGGAGCGGUUCGGGGGAGGGGGCCAUCGCAGAUGUUGAGUUGCGUUGUUGACGUUUGUGGGCCUUCAAUGGUGGCGGCUGACCAAAAUGGGCAAAGGCCGAAGUAAG